AUGUUUAAACCGGCACGACACGGUGAAGUGGGUGGGGUAAGCUUACAGAGGUCACAACAGCAGAAACCGCUUCGAUCACAUGACAGACUUAAUCUGUGCGCAGAGAUGUCGCACAAAAUUGUUAAUUUGAGAGUGAGGGAUGUGAGGUUCCCGACGUCCCUGGAGCAGCACGGCUCAGACGCGAUGGUAAGAAGUUUGUGCAGCUCGUUCUCCACGCGCGUGCAUGUUCGCAUUCACAGACACAGUCACAAGAAUGAGACCUUUCCCCCCCCUCUCAUGUCCACGCUGCAGCACACCGACCCGGACUACUCGGCCGCCUAUGUGGUCCUCGACACGGACAGCGGCCUCAAAGGUUUCGGCCUCACGUUCACGUUGGGAAAAGGCACCGAGAUCGUGCUGUGUGCUGUCAAGGCCCUUGCAGGACUAGUUAUCGGCAAAUCUUUGCAGGAGAUUGUGAGUAACUUCCGUGGAUUUUACCGCCUCCUGACCAGUGAUGGCCAGAUGAGAUGGUUAGGCCCAGAGAAAGGAGUGAUCCACCUGGCCACUGCUGCAGUCCUGAAUGCUGUGUGGGACCUCUGGGCAAGAGCUGAAGGCAAGCCGCUGUGGAAGCUGCUCGUGGACAUGGACCCGAAGCAGAUUGUGUCGUGCAUCGACUUCAGAUACAUCACUGAUGUGCUUACAGAGGAAGAAGCUCUGGACAUACUUGUGAAAGCACAGGAGGGCAAGAAGCAGAGAGAGGAUCAGAUGCUGAAAGAGGGUUAUCCUGCAUAUACCACCUCCUGUGCUUGGCUCGGAUACUCAGACCAGCAGCUCAAGCAGCUCUGCUCGGAUGCUCUUAAAAGCGGAUGGACCAGAUUUAAGGUGAAGGUUGGCGCUGAUCUAGAGGACGACAUACGCCGGUGCCGCCUCAUAAGGAAAAUGAUUGGACCCAGCAGCACAUUGAUGAUCGACGCCAACCAGAGAUGGGACGUAGCCGAGGCCAUAAGUUGGGUGUCCAGACUGGCUGAGGUCAAACCCCUUUGGAUCGAGGAGCCCACGUCUCCAGAUGACAUCCUGGGUCAUGCUGCUAUUUCCAAGGCUUUGGCUCCACUGGGGAUUGGAGUGGCAACAGGCGAGCAGUGUCACAACAGGGUGAUGUUUAAGCAGUUCCUGCAGGCCUCUGCACUGCAGUUUGUCCAGAUAGACAGCUGUAGGCUGGGCAGUGUCAACGAGAACCUGGCCGUGCUGCUGAUGGCUUACAAGUUCCAAGUGCCUGUGUGUCCUCAUGCCGGUGGAGUCGGGCUCUGUGAGCUCGUCCAGCAUCUGAUUCUGUUUGAUUACAUCUGCGUGUCUGCGGAUCUCAGGAACCGAAUGUGUGAAUAUGUAGACCACCUCCACGAGCACUUCACUAGUCCUGUAGUGAUUCAAGACGCCCACUAUAUGCCACCGAAGGAUCCAGGCUAUUCUUGUGAGAUGCUGGAGGAAUCUGUGAACCGACAUGAGUACCCUGAAGGAGACAUAUGGAAACAGGAAAUACAGAAAUAGGGACUGUAUUUUAAACAUUUUACAUUUGUACAGUACAAACAUUGGAGGGGAAUAAACAUUCUGAAAUUGUCACAUAAAAGGACUGGACUGAAAAUGUCCAAAGAAAAAGUCUUUUAGAAAGCCUGGGGAACUGAAAUUAACUUUCUCCAGAGCUCUUUUUCUGUUAAAUAGAAUAUUUUUCUUCUUACUGAUCAAAGUGCCAAGUUUUAGUGAAUCAUUUGAUUUUUUUUUAAAUACUCUUUGGUCUUUCCUUUAUAAUGUAAAGUGCUGUGAGAAAACUGCUGCUGUGAAAUAGAACUAUAUUAAUGAAACUUGAAAAAUUACAAGUCAAGCUGUAAACCUUGUAUUAAGUCCUCUUAAGUAAUCAGAUUGUGGUCAUCUUUCCUUCAUAAGCACUUGUCAUGUAAAUCCUCUAAAUUCUGUCUUCUGAAGAAUUUCCCUCCUAUGCAGUGCUUUGCAGCAGAAACCCAUUAACAAGAUAUCUGAAGGCCGCUACCCUGUUUAAGCCAAACAGUUCAUGGGUGUACAACUCCAGUUCAUCAGUUAGCAUAUAGGAAGUUGCAAAUACAUGAAAUUAAAGACUUGUGGACAAAGCUGUAAAGUAGGCAACCUGGGCUCACUGUAUGUGACACCCUUUACUUAGUUUUAAUUGGUAAACCCGUCCUUUAUUAGGAUAUAUGAACAUAUCUUUUAACUUUUGUGACGUCUUGCAAAGUCACAACUAGCAUCUUCAAGCUCUUUAAAUAAACUAAAAAUCAAAGCAAACUCUCCACUUACCCACCAGUGUCAUAUUUUGUACUAAAUGUACAACUAGAUUGCGCUCAAGCUGACAAAGUUAACAUCUUUAUUUACAGACUUAGAUAAUUAUUCAUUUAAAACACAAAACAAAGAACUUGAAGAGAGAGAAAAAAAACACUUUGAAGUGCUUAAGGCUUAAAAGAGAGUUCACCCAAAUCAGACAGAAAAAAACUGAACUUUUAGCAUGAGUGAAGCAGGCAUACAUUACAGUGGAGAGCAUACUGUUCAUUCAUAACAACGUUGUGACUUGAGUUUACACAGCCAUCUUCAUUUUGAUUGUGGGAUGUGGGUUGUAGUCGUAGAUCUCAAAGUCCUCCGUGCGGAAAUCAUCGAUUUUCUCCACUUUUCUCAGGAUCCUCAGUUUGGGGAAUGGUCGGAUCUCUCGCUGAAGCUGCACAUGAAACACAAACAAACGUGCUCACCCUGAUGAACCACAGCAGCUCCUCAAGGAUCCCUCUCCAGAACACUCUCUUUGUUGUCAACAGGGGAAACUGGUCUGUGAAAGAUUGCAAUUAAAAAAAAAAAAGAAAACGUUACGUGAUGUUGCUGAGGAAGUAGGAAGCAGCUGUCAUUUGCAGAUGGGUGUUUAUGCAACGACUACCUUUAUUUUAUAUUUUAAUGUUAUGCCACUUUAUACUUGUAAGUCAAUUACAGCGGUUAGCAGACUAAAAGGUGCAGAUUACUUUGUUUUAGGAAGACUUUUUCAUAUUACUUCAUGCAGUCCUUCUGUUUUCAGUACUUUUAACACACAGAUACAAUGCCAUGCUAGCUGUAAACUGUACCUCUCAGGCUGUAUCUGACUUGAGCGCCGAACAGGGACAGGACUCCAGUGUUAGUUCGGUCCCCCUUUAAGCGGCCGUUCUCCAAGAUGUGCCCCACCAGACUCAGAUAUCCUUGUUCAUCACAGAAAAAUCCAGAGUUUUUCUGCUUCUCGGCCGCCGUCGUCAGCCGCUGCUUUUCCUCUUUCUCACAGCUGCCCUGCUUCGGCAGCUCCCCGGCGUGUAUUUCAGAAGUUGCGGGCAUUUUUGUAAAUAAACUAUUUCAGUGUU
Messenger RNA from Haplochromis burtoni (Burton's mouthbrooder), 3371 nucleotides. It is a transcript of the gene enosf1, whose product is annotated as enolase superfamily member 1. The transcript is spliced from 15 exons. The record is from RefSeq and is a predicted model, not a curated record. NCBI's taxonomy places the organism in Eukaryota, Metazoa, Chordata, Actinopteri, Cichliformes, Cichlidae. Bases 1 to 1524 code for a protein of 507 amino acids. Gene Ontology annotation, molecular function: L-fuconate dehydratase activity; magnesium ion binding. Gene Ontology annotation, biological process: amino acid catabolic process; carbohydrate catabolic process.